UCUAGUGUAUUCGUGCCGUCUUUCUUCCAGACAACUUGCACAUCAUCAUCAUGAAGAUAGAAUUUGCGCCUUUGAAAAUGCCUUUACAGAGGCGGCUGGAGACUGCAGCUGUUUUACAAUGGGUUUUCUCUUUCCUGGCACUUGCGCCCUGUUGCUACAUUCUUUUCUUCCUACUGAUCUUUACUCGCUUUUGGAUGGUGAGUGUGAUUUAUGCCACUUGGUGGUUUUGGGACCGAGAGACACCAUCGCAUGGCGGGAGACAGUCCCAGUUUCUGCGCAGGCUUAGACUUUGGAGAUAUCUCAGCGAUUACUUUCCUAUUGAGCUGAUUAAAACUGCUGAUCUGGACCCCAGUCAGAAUUACAUUCUCGGCUUUCACCCUCAUGGAAUCCUAGUGGCUGGUGCUUUUGUGAAUUUCUGUACAGAAGCAACUGGAUUUUCUGUUCUUUUCCCUGGAAUGACCCCAUAUCUUCUAAUGUUGCCCUUGUGGUUCAGGACUCCAUUUUUCCGAGAUUACAUUAUGUGUGGAGGACUAAUUCCAUCAGACAAAGAAAGUGCAACCUAUUUGCUUGAGAACAAGCAAGGUGGAAGUGCAGUCGUCAUAGCUAUAGGGGGCGCUCCUGAGUCUCUUGAUGCCAGGCCUGGUGCUUUCACUCUACUGCUGAAAAAUAGGAAAGGAUUUGUUAGGCUGGCCAUAGAAAAAGGUGCUCAUCUUGUGCCAAUCUUCUCCUUUGGUGAGAAUGAAGUGUUUGAUCAAGUUGAGAAUCCUAGAGGAACAUGGCUGAGAUGGAUACAGGAGCGUCUACAGAAGGUGAUGGGUGUUGCACUCCCGCUUUUCCAUGCCAGAGGUGUCUUCCAGUACAGCUUUGGACUUAUUCCCUACAGGAAGCCAAUUUUUACAGUGGUUGGGAAACCCAUUAAAGUGAUCCAGAACGACAAACCCACUGAAGAGGAAGUGAACACUUUACAUCAGAAGUACAUUGAAGAACUCUGCCAGCUUUUUGAAGAUCAUAAAUCCAAAUACGACGUACCAGAGGAUAAGCACCUUUCUUUUAUUUAGAAAAGCAGCACAUUUCUUUCUUCUUCAUGAAAUGGCAUUAAAAGACUUUUUUUCUCAAAAAUACUGUGCCUCUAAUAACCAUUUGUUUUUAUUUUUUAAGCUGUCUUGCUGCUUUUAUUGUGCUAUUAAACAGAUUGUACUGAAUGUACAUAUUACUUGAAAUAAAAGUACAAAACAUUUCUAA
Molecule: messenger RNA, 1242 nt
Organism: Polypterus senegalus (gray bichir)
Lineage: Eukaryota; Metazoa; Chordata; Cladistia; Polypteriformes; Polypteridae
Gene: mogat2
Product: monoacylglycerol O-acyltransferase 2
Exons: 6
Coding region: 51-1058 (335 amino acids)
Biological process (GO): triglyceride biosynthetic process; diacylglycerol biosynthetic process
Cellular component (GO): endoplasmic reticulum membrane
Molecular function (GO): 2-acylglycerol O-acyltransferase activity; diacylglycerol O-acyltransferase activity
Source: RefSeq, a predicted model, not a curated record